Sus scrofa (pig) is the source of this 6970-nucleotide messenger RNA. RefSeq names its product kelch like family member 36 (gene KLHL36). The record is from RefSeq and is a predicted model, not a curated record. NCBI's taxonomy places the organism in Eukaryota, Metazoa, Chordata, Mammalia, Artiodactyla, Suidae. Gene Ontology annotation, molecular function: cullin family protein binding.
CGCGCCUCCGCCCUCGGCGUCGCACUUCCUGGCGGAGCCAUGGCCGCGCACCCGGCCCGCCUGCGGGCUCCGGCGCCCGGGCCCCGCCGCCCCGCCCGCCCGGCCCCGCCGCCGGGGCUCCCCGCGCCGCGCCCGUAGCGCGCCCUCUCAGGGCUGCCGUCUCCUUUAUCAUGGAAGGAAGCCGGCAGACGCGAGUGUCUCGGCCGUACAAGAUCAGCGAGUCGUCAAAGGUGUACCGCUGGGCCGACCACUCGACCACGGUGCUGCAGCGGCUGAAUGAGCAGCGCCUCCGUGGCCUCUUCUGCGACGUGGUCCUGGUGGCUGACGAGCAGCGCGUGCCGGCCCACCGCAACCUGCUGGCCGUGUGCAGCGACUACUUCAACUCCAUGUUCACCCUGGGCAUGCGCGAGGCCUUCCAGAAGGAGGUGGAGCUGGUGGGCGCCUCCUACAUCGGGCUCAAGGCCGUGGUGGACUUCCUGUAUGGCGGCGAGCUGGUGCUGGACGGCGGCAACAUCGACUACAUCCUGGAGACGGCCCACCUGCUGCAGAUCUGGACGGCGGUGGACUUCUGCUGCGAGUACCUGGAGCAGGAGGUGAGCGAGGACAACUACCUGUACCUGCAGGAGCUGGCCUCCAUCUACAGCCUCAAGCGGCUGGACGCCUUCAUCGACGGCUUCAUCCUCAGCCGCUUCGGCACGCUGUCCUUCACGCCCGACUUCCUGCAGAGCAUCUCCAUGCAGAAGCUGUGCCUCUACCUGGGCAGCAGUGACGUGCAGCGGGAGUGCGAGCACGACCUGCUGCAGGCCGCCCUGCAGUGGCUGACGCAGCAGCCCGAGCGCGAGGCGCACGCCUUCGAGGUGCUGGAGAACAUCCAUUUCCCGCUCAUCCCCAAGAACGACCUGCUGCACCGCGUCAAGCCGGCCGUGUGCGCGCUGCUGCCGCGGGAGGCCAACUGCGAGGGCUUCAUCGAGGAGGCCGUGCGCUACCACAACAGCCUGGCGGCGCAGCCGGUCAUGCAGACCAAGCGCACGGCCCUGCGCACCAACCAGGAGCGCCUGCUCUUCGUGGGCGGCGAGGUCUCCGAGCGGUGUCUGGAGCUCAGUGACGACACCUGCUACCUGGACGCCCAGAACGAGCAGUGGGUCAAGGAGACGCCCCUGCCGGCCCGGCGGAGCCACCACUGUGUCGCCGUGCUGGGGGGCUUCAUCUUCAUCGCGGGCGGCAGCUUCUCGCGGGACAACGGAGGGGAUGCGGCGUCCAAUCUUCUUUAUAGGUAUGACCCCCGCUGUAAACAGUGGAUCAAGGUGGCCUCCAUGAACCAGCGCCGCGUGGAUUUCUACCUUGCGUCCAUUGAGGACAUGCUGGUGGCCGUCGGUGGCCGGAAUGAGAACGGAGCUCUCUCUUCGGUAGAGACCUACAGUCCCAAGACGGACUCCUGGUCCUACGUGGCCGGCUUGCCAAGGUUCACGUAUGGCCACGCGGGCACCAUCUACAAAGACUUCGUGUACAUCUCGGGGGGCCACGACUACCAGAUCGGGCCCUACCGCAAGAACCUGCUGUGCUACGACCACCGGACGGACGUGUGGGAGGAGCGGCGGCCCAUGCCCACGGCGCGCGGCUGGCACAGCAUGUGCAGCCUGGGGGACAGCAUCUACUCCAUCGGCGGCAGCGACGACAGCAUCGAGUCCAUGGAGCGCUUCGACGUGCUGGGCGUGGAGGCCUACAGCCCGCAGUGCAACCAGUGGACCCGCGUGGCGCCGCUGCUGCAGGCCAACAGCGAGUCGGGGGUGGCGGUGUGGCAGGGCCGCAUCUACAUCCUGGGCGGCUACAGCUGGGAGAACACGGCCUUCUCCAAGACCGUGCAGGUCUACGACCGCGAGAAGGACAAGUGGAGCAAGGGCACCGACCUGCCCAAGGCCAUCGCCGGCGUGUCCGCCUGCGUCUGCGCCCUGACGCCACGCCUGGAGGACAAGAAGAAGAAGGGCAAAGGCAAGCGGCCCCAGGACCGCGGCCAGUGACCGCCCCCGGGCGGAGUCCUGGCACCGUUGUGUACGACUUCGCAGCUUUUUUUUACUUUUAUGAUUUUUGGCAUUUCUGUGACACCACAGUGACCGAUUAAAUCUUCUCUAUAACUUUGCAUAUCAUCCUGCUUGAAUAAUUAAACCCGGCCCCAGGCAGGCGCAGUCCCUGUGCCUGCCUGCUGCCUCCCAUGUUCCAAGUCCCUGGGGUGUCCCCUGACCAUCCCCUGACUGUCCCCCGUGAGUAGCUGGGGCAGGGGCGAUGCCCACAUUUUUGUAAUGAAACAAAGGGCUUUGGUGGGACAUUUCAGACCCCCUAGUCCACACCUCCCCAACCCUGGCUGAGCUGUUAAAAAAUCAGGUUCCUGGGCCCCACGUCGGAAUUGUCCAUUCUGAAACCACCAGGAGGCGGGGGGGGAAGUGCCUGGAACCCCUUGUAACCAUUUCCUGGAAUGACGGCCUCAGCCUCGUUCAGGCAUCCAGCAUGUUCGUCUCCCCAGUGGGACACAGAGGCCCCUGUGGGUGCCUGAGUGACCAGGGGUCACCCGCGUGCGCGCUGGGCAGCCAGGUGACACGGGAGACCUCUCGCCAGGGAGGUGUCCCCACCGGGGUUUCUCCUGCAGGUGGCUGCUGCUUCUAAACAAUCCUGUUGCUCCUGCUUGGUGACCUUCCGAAUUCUUGCGGGCUGUCGGUCAUCACGGAGAGAAGGCCCGAGGCUCUUUGUGAUCGUGUUUCUGUAAUUGUGCUUUUUCCUUUUGCUCUUUCCUGGAACCCACAGUUCUUAGAUCACCGACGCACUGAGGCCUGAAGAUCUCCAGGGAUUUCUCAGGAAAGAAGAGAGGAGCUCCUAGAAUUGUUUUCUGUGACUCCUGCUCCCAGAAGCCACAGGAGGCGCCCACGGCCUGAGGGCGCAUUGGCCCUGGGCAGGAGGAGGUGGUCAGGUUAGCCCAGCGCCUCCCCGACCCCUGCGCCAGGCGCCAGACCCCGGACCCUGGUCCCAGCCCACUGCUGCCCAGCAGCUUUAUGCUUCAGGCUGCAUUCCUGAGCAAGUCUGGAGCUAUUUCCCCAUCAUCCUUAAGCCACCGAGUGCGAGCACGCCCAGGCUCCUCCCAGGGCUUAAGCUGUUUCCGUCUGUAGGAGCCUUGGAAGUGGAUUCGGCACCUCCUUUUGGGAGGUGUGACCACCCCCCUGCGUUGGCUCCUGCAGUGACUGUAACAGACUGUCACUGCUGUGUCCCCCUUCGGGUGUCCGCAAGGGGACAGGAGUGGGCUGGGUUUUAAUCCCCAGCCAAGGGAGGGGUGAAUGAUCUAACUCUGGCUGAGGUCCGGUUGUAGAGAUGCAAACGCUUCAAGAUUUACCAUCAGCCCUGCUCUCGGAAUGAGCCUCUGGUUCACAUUCUCUCUGCUUCUCUGUCUCCUUGCUGCACUCCCUUCCCUUCUCCUGAAGGCCUGGGAUGUCUUGGAUGGGCUUCUUUCUGGGGUGACAGGGGAGCCGCGAGCAGGCGGGAGCUGAAAGCGUCAGUACCCAAAUGCCUGCCCUCUCUUGCGACCUGUCUGCAUUUUGAGCUGGUUCCGUGCAUAUGGAAGUUGCUAAAGGCUUACACGCUCUUGGGAGGUUCUGUAAGGUGUACAGUCAAACCAAAAAUAGUGUCCAUUUUCUCGGAGGCCUUUUAUACACCACUGUGGUCUGUUAAAGGCUCUGGGGAGUCCUCCGGUACCUGUUAAUCCUCCAUCAGCCCGGCAUUUCCAGACUUCGUUGGGUCUGAAACCCCACCCUCUCUUUUUUUGUCUCAAACCUACUCCAGCUCUCCAUAAAACACGUUUUGCAGAACUACUGCCAGCUCAGGAUAGCUUGCCCCUUCCUAUUCCAGAAAAGUUUCCUUAUUCGAAGACCCUUUAGAAGGCACAGAACCUGUGGUUUAUUGUUCCUCGCUCAGCCCAGGAGCGGAGAGGUGCUUGUUCAACCAGAGUCCAGGGGCAGGGCAGGGCAGGCCGCGCACGUAGAACCACCCGUGCUUCGGGGAGCGGAAGGGCUCUGACCUUAGGAAGAGGACGGCGAUGCAUUUUUAGCCCACGCCGCUCGUACCUUUGACGGCUGGACGUGUCCCAGGAUAGAGGUGUGGUGCUGGUCUCUGUUCCGACGCUCUUGUGCCUUGUGGGUCGCAUCCCGGGCCCUGCACCUGACGUUCUGCGCUGUCUCUCUUGGCGCCAUGAAGGAUGUUUGCCACGUCCACGCCUCAGAGUGGUGACCUGAUCGAGGUGGCGAGCGUUCUUUUAAAGGCGGACUUGAUGAGGAAGUGGCCUUUUGUAGAUCAGCUUCAAGAGCUGGCGGUGGCUCCACUGGGCUGAGAAAGGUUUGCGAGCUCCUCGGGGGCUGCGGAGGGGCUCGCAGUGACCCACGCGCAGUGUCUGCCCAGAUGCGGAAGAGCAGAGCGAGGGCGCCGUGGCCGGCCUCUGCCAUCUGUGUGUUUAAGACGGAAAGCACCGCGCCGUGCAGUCCAACCAAGAAUGCAGAAAACGGCUCGUCAGCCGGAUGAGCAGAGCGGGGGUGGGGGGUCCUGUGCAGGGAGCAUUUGAACGGCAGCAUCAUGGCAUAGUGUGGUUGCACAGUGGCAAGGGCCCGCGUUCUCCCGGCUGCCCUCAUGAGACAGAAGUGGCAGCUUUGGCCAUUCUUCGGGCGGACGCCGCUGCGCUGAGCCUUGAGGACUCUUGGAUCAUCUUAUUUCGAUCUUUCAAAAUGGGCAUGAUGGGCUUUUCUUCAGGUUUUGAUUUUGUUUCCUUACUUUUAAAGAACUAGAGGUUGGAGUUCCUGUCAUGACGCAGCAGAAAUGAAUCGAAUUAGAAACCCUGAGGUUGCGGGUUCGAUCCCUGGCCUCGCUCCGUGGGUGAAGGAUCCAGCGUGGCCGUGAGCCGUGGUGGAGGUCGCUGAUGCUGCUCAGAUCCCGCGUGGCUGUGGCUGUGGCUCCGAUUGGACCCCUAGCCUGGGAACCUCCAUGUGCCACAGGUGUGGUCCGAAAGAGCAAAAAAAAAAAAAAAAAAAAUUUUUUUUAAUAAAAAUAACUAGAGUUUUAACUUCGUAUUAGUAGUAGGUUUUGAGUUUGCUCCUUACCCAGGUUAGAACCCUGUCUGCUUAAGGCACUCGCGUAAUGAGAGACAGGAGGCAGGCUAGAAAAGCUCAAGAGCCCUCGUCUCUUAGCGUGGUCCUUCCGCUGUUUAAAGUGCAGAGAUGACCCUAGCAGCUUGCUUGCGCAUACGGCUCAAUCUGUUUUUACUCUCCUGCUGCUUUAGCAACCUAGAUUUUCAGGUCGGACUACUUCUAGAUCUUGAUCUGAGCAGAAAACCUCGGGCAUUUAUACUGGGGGCGUCCCUCCCCUCGCCCCGGAAUGAUAAGUUACCCUCAUGGCGAUUUAGAAGGGUGCCCCGUUUCACAUGGGAUCCCAGAGGCCCAAGGGGAGGGGAGUCCCUCCCAGGUCCAGGGUCCUGCUCUGAGUUCGGGUGAAUUAACCUGUGGUUCCGAGUGCCUGGCCCCUAACCAGGGAAGUGGAAGGACCCUCUGCCCCCUCCCCCAGGCCCUCCCCGCUGCAGUUAGCAGCCUCCUCCUCCAUCCUUCCUGGGUCCUUGUGGCAUGCGGCUUGGCCAGUAUCUCACCAAGCUUUUGGUUCUCAGAACCUUUGGCCAGGAUGCCAGACCCCUGCGCCCACACGUGGAGGGGCAGCUCCGGCCGUGUGGCCUGGACAUCUUCACUGUCCCCGUGGCUUCUGAGCUUCUUCAGAAGGGAAGGGGUGGUGUCCCGGCCUCUGACAUAAACCUUUGAAAUGUAGGGCAGCUCCACGGGUGCCUGCAGAGCCCACCCUGUGUGUCCGCCAGGCCUGGCAGCUUUUAAAGUUUUUUGAAAUGUUUUGAUACUUUUUGAUACCAUUUGCUAAUAACUGUUUUGUAGUUGCCUGCCGGGUUUUCCACCUCCCCCCUCCCUCGCCCCUGGAGCUAGUGCUGGACGGGCCGGGUGUCCCAGGCUCAGCCCCAGGGUCUUCCCCCCCCCCCCCCCCCCCGCGGCUGGGACUUGGAGCUUGCUCUUCUCCAGGCUAACACGAACCCUCGGCUCGUGUGAGGUCACACAUGGCCCAUGCGGAUGACCAUCUUAGGCCCCCAGCUGAGCAAGAGGGCACUGCUUUGUCAUGGAGACCCUCUAACACCCUGAGACUUUCUGCAUUCCUUCCAAAGCGCCUACCUCAACAGAGCGUGCAGAGUUGAAACCCGAGGGCUGAUCUAUACGUCCCCUUUCUGAUACGGGUCAUUCCUCAACCCAGGGCGUGGCCGGGGCCGCGCCUGUCCACCCCUUCUUUUAACCAGACUUGGUACCCUGACAUGCGCAAGAGCUGCAACCGUGAACCCUCUUGCGCUUGAUCGAGUUAGUGCCCUGAGUUUUGGAGGUGGUUCCUUUCUUUUUUCUCCAUUUUGCAUGGAUGGAAUUUGUGGCUUCGCAGGGUGUUUUGGGGGUCUCAAGAACUUAUCUUUUGGUGGCCUUAGUUAAAAGCAUUGCGUGAAUGCACAGAUAGCAGUGGUGGAGGGGGCGGAGGGAAACCCCCUCCCUUGUCACUCUCCUUCGAGAAGAGAAGAGAGCCUUAAGCCGUCUUUACAGAUUUGCAGUAAAGUCCUUUCGGCUCAGCUGAGCUCCAUCCUCAGCACCAGCCCCCUUGCAAAACUGGAAAGACAGUUGAUGGUUGAGUAAUUCAUGGGGUGUAUUCUGGCUACUAAUGUUACUGAAAUCUGUAAUUGUGUCUGUGCUACUUUUUUGCUUUGUGGCUUUUGUAUUUGUAAUUGGAUGACACCCAAAGCAUUUCUGUGUCUUACCUCUUCUUAAUUUUCUGCACGUUGGUUUUGUUUCCCCCUUUGUUGCUAACCCCAUAAAGAGUAUUCAGUUCUCAAAACACAUUAAAAAUGAUUUGCCUGCUA